This is a messenger RNA of Castor canadensis (American beaver), 1583 nucleotides long. The record is from RefSeq and is a predicted model, not a curated record. NCBI's taxonomy places the organism in Eukaryota, Metazoa, Chordata, Mammalia, Rodentia, Castoridae.
AGUCCAAACAUCUCUUCAGUCCUCCAUGCGUCCAGCACCAAUGUGGAGACUCGGUGAGGAGGGGCCAUGAGAAGAGGAAAGGCAGCUCCAGAGGGUGCUGCUCAGGGCAGCCACCGCAGGACCGGCACUGUGGGGAGAACCCCCCGCAGCAUGGACCCGGGUCACACACCCGCUUCGCCCCACACCCAGACUCCAUGGAUGUUGAGGACUCUACCUUGUCUUCCCAGAAGUCAAGUUUAUCAUCACAGAAAGUGUUAAAUCCUUUGCCUGUUCCUGAAAAGUACAGGAAGCGAAGGAUGCCUGGUGGGAGAUUUCAGGUGCCCUCGGACCGGGAGCGUCUGAGCAACCUGGAGAGGGCUGACGGGCCCAGCAGCUUGGAGGAGAAUCUGAGCAGACGGGACAGCUCGGAGGGCCGGAGCCAGACAGCCUUUUCUCGCUCUGAGGCUUCGGAGGUUGAAGAGCAGACAUCUCACAACACAAAUGAUGCCAGAGCACCUUCUCCCAGACCACGCUCAACAGCUGUGCCUGCACGGAAGGCUUCCCUGGAGACGGCUCUUCUGGAGGCAUUCCUCGACCUGGUGGAUAGAUGCUGGAGUGGCUGUAGGUCCCUGCAUGGCAACGAAGUGUUCCUCGCUCAGGCAAGGCACAUUUUGUCAUCUGUUCAAGAGUUGACAGCAGCUCAGGACAGUGCAGCACUUGGGAAUGAAGGAGUUAGCUACCUGACACUUGAAAAUAAGUCUCUGCAAAGCCGCCUUGCUGAGCAACAGCAGCAGUACACCACGACAAUGAACGAGGUGACAGCCGAACUCAACAACACGCGGAAGGAGAUGGAUACCUUGAGACAGCAUUUGGAUAAAUCUCUGGAGGAGAAUAGUAGCUUAAAAUCCCUUUUGUUCAGCAUGAAAAAAGAAGUAAAAAAUACAGACAUUUCAUCUGCAUUACAUUUGCAGAUCACUGGACUUCAGACGAGUGUGAAGCAACUCUCUGGUGAGGUGGUGGAGCUGAAGCAACAUCUGGAGCACUAUGACCGGAUCCAGGAGCUCACACAGAUGCUGCAGGAGAGCCACAGCUCCCUGGUCAACACCAAUGAGCAUCUCCUGCAGGAGUUGGGUCACGUGCGGGCACAGCACAGGGCGGAAGUGGAGCAGAUGCAUUGGAGCUUCCAGGAGCUCAAGAAGACGGCGGCCCUGUUCCCACCCCGCAGCACCAGCCUCAGCGGCCGUCAGUCCUGUUAACUCCUGUCCAGAGCCUGGUUUUCCUCCGUCUGUUAAAGGCUGUGUGUCUCUGUAUCUGACUGUGCUGAUGAGACUUGUCUCCUCUGUCUGUAAUUACCUUACAGUUCUCAAAAUGUGUUCAGGGCCUGCAUCUCAGCUUCUUAACAUCCUGAAGUGGUAGGGUGAACCCUGGGCCUUUGUGUGUUUAAGACAGACCACUGACUGCUUUUUCACCAUCGUCCUGACAUGAAGUUACAUGUAUGUUUUUCCUCCUACUGUGAGAGAGUUGCAUAAGAUAAGUAAGAUGGUUUUAGUGUGACAAGCAGUCCUUAUUUAAUGAACUAAUUUGUUCCAAAAGUUAACUCAGCG